GGUUUAAGGCAGGAAAUAGAAUCCGUGACCCAAAUAACGACUCUGCUACUGCUGCCGCCUUCAGGCCCGGGCUGUCGUCAUAAUGGCGGAGUGUCUCGCCAAAGUCCCCGAUGUGGAGAUCGAUCCCGAUGGAACCUUUAAAUACAUUCUGGUCAGAGUUAGAGUGAAAGACGGCGAAAUGCAUAAAGAUGUAGUCCGAGGCACAAAAAAUGCAGAAUACCACAAUCAUAUUUUUGAGAAGGUGAGCCCAGCCCUGGAGCCUUUGGGGAUGGAGUGCAAAUGCCUCGGCGGAGGGAAAAUAGAGCACAACAGCAAGGAAAAGAAAAUACGAGUAUUUGGAGAAUCGACGGCCUUUGGGAAGGCAGACCACUCUGUGUCUGUGGAGAAGCUGAAGUCUGUCUUCAGCGACUAUGAGAUCACCUGGUCUGAUGACACAAAAUGAGCAUUAGAUUCUAUUCACAAUGAAAUAAAACAUUUCUGACGUUUGAAGAAGAA
Oryzias latipes (Japanese medaka) is the source of this 495-nucleotide messenger RNA. Gene Ontology annotation, molecular function: protein histidine phosphatase activity. Gene Ontology annotation, cellular component: cytosol. Gene Ontology annotation, biological process: peptidyl-histidine dephosphorylation. Lineage: Eukaryota; Metazoa; Chordata; Actinopteri; Beloniformes; Adrianichthyidae. The record is from RefSeq and is a predicted model, not a curated record.